UCGUUCAACUUUGGUCUUCAGGUUGCUGUAGGAGCAAUUUUUCCAGCGUUUCAAAUGGAGGCUUUUCUCGGUUCCAUUGGAUGGUCUCUUUCAGCCGCCACAGCGACAGGAAACUGCUUUGUAGUCGUUCUUAUCGCAAAAAAUCGUCGACUUCAUUCCUCUGCCAACUGGUUUGUUCUUUCUCUGGCAGUGGCAGAUUUUGUGGUUGCACUGAUCGUCUUUCCAUCGGGGUAUAUUUGUAACAAACUAAUGGCGUGCAACCAAGAGAUAGAAAUGGCACUUUUUUGGUUUGCUAUUCACGCUUCGGUCACAAAUCUUUGCGCAUUGACCCGGGAUCGCUAUGUCGCCAUUGUUUACCCUUUCAAAUACAUUGCAUCUAUAACCAAUAGACGACCCGAUAAAGUUAUCAUGAUAGCAUGGUUAACUCCAUUUAUAAUUUCGCUCGCACUUUUUGUCGGAAUGUACAUUACAACUUCCGAGACUGCACGGAAAGUUCUACGAUUGACGGGUGUCUCUGCCUUCGACUUGAUAUCCUGCAUGCUCCUCUUGUAUGCUGUUGCUCGGAUCUUAAAGGUGGCUCGUGCUCAGUCACACCGGUCAACUGCCAUCGAACUACAGCUUCAGUCUGGCCACUCUUCCAUAGCUGAAGGAGAGAAUGUGGCAAUUCGUAGACAUAGGAAACACAACACCGCUCGCUUUAUUAUUGCUCUUAUCUUGUUUUUCCUGGGAUGUUACGUUGUGGCAAACUGUUUGAUCUUGUGCCUCAGUUUCCGGGCUUGCAACCUCUCUGAGAAAUCCUCAAAGAAAGCUGGACAGGUCCUCAAUUUACUCUUUGUUCUUAACUCCGCGGUGAAUCCACUUGUCUACGCUUUUUUAAAGAAAGACAUCAAAAGAAAAAUAAGAGAAGUUUUCAACAAAGGAAACUAAAUCAACAGAGAACUGCUGAGGUUUACAUUGGAGAGUUCCCCUUUGUCGUCAACGUAAUGAACUCAAGGGUUAUAAUAAUUCUUCGCCUACUAACCUUCAUUUGAAAGUAUUCGAACCACCGGUCCACCGGGAUUUUUUAAACGCUGCAACUUAAAAUCGACGAUGAAACACCCGGCGCAGAUAAACCUCUUUGACACCUGCCGGUGGUCAGAAAAUAAUGUUUCUUUCUCUGAGCGAGUUAUCGAUUAUUUAGAUCAUAUUUCUGCCAUGGACUUUCGUUUCGUAAUAUCAUUUAUGCUGUAAAUUCGAUAUAGAAGAGCCUUGUUAAAUAGGUAUUAUUCGUAGUAUCUGGGCUUCCAGUUGUUUAUAGAUCGCAAGUAAACAGCCUUUGAAAAACUCUGAUUGAAUUGAACCGUUGUUGGGCC
This is a messenger RNA of Pocillopora damicornis (cauliflower coral), 1352 nucleotides long. Its product is annotated as octopamine receptor beta-2R-like. Gene Ontology annotation, cellular component: membrane. Lineage: Eukaryota; Metazoa; Cnidaria; Anthozoa; Scleractinia; Pocilloporidae. The record is from RefSeq and is a predicted model, not a curated record. Gene Ontology annotation, molecular function: G protein-coupled receptor activity. Gene Ontology annotation, biological process: G protein-coupled receptor signaling pathway.